Cydia splendana is the source of this 2835-nucleotide messenger RNA. It is a transcript of the gene Rab40, whose product is annotated as ras-related protein Rab-40C. Gene Ontology annotation, cellular component: synaptic vesicle; plasma membrane; endosome. NCBI's taxonomy places the organism in Eukaryota, Metazoa, Arthropoda, Insecta, Lepidoptera, Tortricidae. Gene Ontology annotation, biological process: protein localization to plasma membrane; intracellular signal transduction. Bases 399 to 1265 code for a protein of 288 amino acids. Gene Ontology annotation, molecular function: GTPase activity; GTP binding. The transcript has 6 exons. The record is from RefSeq and is a predicted model, not a curated record.
AUUACCUGUGGCAAACUCCAAAUAUCUUUCAUUCAUUCAUCGUCAUAUUUUUCUUGUAUAUUGGGUUGUUUUUGUGUCGCUAAUCUCAAUUAAACAUAAUUGGAGUAGCAAUUAUGUCCUAGUCUAACAGCAGUUACUGAAUUCGCUGGAAACAACUGUACAUAGUUAUGUGAAAACGUAAACUUUAAUCGGGCCGACCUUGCAUAUGAACAUACGUAUUUUGGUUGGCAUGUGAAACAAAAAGUGAAUUCUUGUGUUUAUCGAGAGCUCGGAGUGGUUAACUGUUAGUGUUAUAAGUUAUAGACCUUGAUGGAUAUCGCGAAGGACUAAUUCGUCAGUAUUAUGUAUACAUUUGCGUGUGGUAAAGACCACCUGGAGAUCAGGCUUGUGUCAGAAGUAUGUUCACAACGACAGGGAUGGUAGCAGCACCGCAGCAGGCGACGGGUCAGGUGGCGCAGAAUGGGAGCACGACGUUACCUCGCUCGCAUCAUCAGAGAACAGGGAGGCCGCCGGCAGCCCCCAAGUCUUAUGACUAUCUUCUAAAAGUGCUCCUGGUGGGGGACUCUGAUGUGGGCAAGCAAGAAAUACUACAAGACCUAGAGGAUGGCUCUGCAGAUUCUCCGUUUUGUAGUGGCAGUGCAUACAAAACAACAACGAUCCUCCUUGAUGGCAAGCGAGUGAAGCUACAGCUAUGGGACACGUCGGGACAGGGUCGGUUCUGCACGAUCAUCCGGCCCUACUCCCGCGGCGCGCAGGGCAUCCUGCUCGUGUACGACAUCACCAACAAGUGGUCCUUCGACAGUAUUGAUUGGUGGCUGGAGGAAGUGGAGAGGCACGCGCCCGGCGUGCCCAAAGUGCUAGUCGGCAACCGCCUGCAUCUGGCGUUCAAGCGGCAAGUGCAAGAGCGCGACGCCGAGAUGUACGCCGCCAAGAACCACAUGGCGUUCUUCGAAGUGAGCCCGCUGUGCGACUUCAACAUUCGAGAGAGCUUCUGCGAGCUGUCGCGCAUGGCGCUGCACAGGAACGGUAUGGAGCGGCUCUGGAGGAGCAAUAAAGUACUAAGCCUCCAGGAGCUAUGCUGCCGCGCCAUCGUGGCGCGCACGUCCGUGUACGGGCUGGAGCGGCUGCCGCUGCCCACGGCGCUCAAGUCCCACCUCAAGUCCUACGCCAUCUCGGCGGCGCCCAGCCGCCUGCGCGCCCGGGCCUCCAAACACAACCACCAGCGGCUCAACUGCACCGGCAGGAACUCGUGCUCCAUCGUCUGAGGGUGACUAUUAGGUCUAUCGGCAGCUCUGGUUUACCCCGACCUCUUAGCGAUCUGACCCCCGUUUCACAGCUGAAAAUUCCCUGUACAUUGCUGGUCUAACAAGUAAAUAUGUAUUGGCGUUGCGUACUAACCCAGAAAUGUACAGAAAAUUGUGUCAAUUGUCAGCGUGGUAGUCGUAUUUUUUGUCUCUGCAGCAAAGCCAGAUCAUAAAGAUAAGUCAUUAUUGAGUUUUAAAAGUAAAACUGUAUUCUACUUGGCAUACAUAAAAAUUAAAAAGCCACAUUGACUUGUUUGGAAAACCAAGCACUCUAUAAACAACAUCUAGUAAAACUGUUUUUUUUUAUUGUUUCGUAUUUACGAAUGCUGUGCAUAGUUUCUGUUAGCAUUACGUGCAUCUCGCGCGUAGUUAUAAACGUUUAUCUUGUUUGUCGUAGUUCAACAAACACCAAAUAACAUACCUUCUUUUGAAUGCAUUAAAUAAAGUACAAGAUUCUGUAAUUAUGAAUCCUUGCAUUGUUGACGAAAUAAAAAGAUCUUAACUUAAGGUUAUUUUAUAAUAUGCAUGCAAAAUCCAUAUUACAAAAUAACCUUGUAGUUGGUCUGUGUGUUGUUAUUUUUUAAUAAAGUUGUAUUUAAAGCCAUUUGUUAUGUUAUAUUUGACGGUUUUUUCCAUGUAAUGUCAUUCAUUGGUAAUGCCAAGAGGUCGGGGUUUUAGCUUUAGUUGAAGGAAAUAUAAAAGAAAAACACUAUAAUAAUUCUUGUUAAUCUCAGUGUGAAGCCACGAUUAGGACACAUUUUUCCUGUAUCACUCAUAGGAAAGAUCGAAAUGCUCGUCAAAAAUAAUCAUAUUUUUAAAUAAAAAUUUCCUAACUGCCAACAAUUUAAUAUUAAAUGUUUAUUAUUAAUAACGUAAAUGUAAACAUCACAGUAAUUAUCGCUCCGAAUGUAUUUGAUAGUAUUAACGCCCUUCAAUAGAAUAGUCGAUGAUCCUAACACAAAAUACAGGCUGUACUGACAACGGAUUUGUGACUAGUUUUAGACUAGAUUAAGGUAUUGUUACUUAAAAGGUCAUUAUGUGAAUAUAGGUAACGUUAUUAAUAGAUAUAUGUGAAUAUAUUGUACGGUAACUGUUCUGAUACCUCCCGCGGAAGCAUGGACUCGCCUCUCUUAGACUUACGAUAGUUCAGAUGAAGUUAUGUUGGAUCCAGUGCCAUCAAUUGUCCAUUUCAAUCACAUUUCCACAAUUAACUUAGGCUAUGACAAACAAUAUACCGACAUUACCGACCAACAUUACCAAUGUCAUGAUCACAAACUACUAAGAAGAUACUAUGAUUGGUAACAACAAGGCCAUACUGAGUGUGACUCUGGGCGGUACUGUUCUACCCUUUUUUAGCAUUAGAAAUAAGGUAAACAAUCUUGAUGUGUCUUUUAAUUGAAAAAUAUGUUUUAAAAAUAAGCCACGGCAAAUAUGUAACAAUAGGGAAUAUUAGGCAAAGCUCUGCGUAGGUGGCACGUUUGUGGUACAUACAGUAAACAAACCACAUUGACACAUGACCUACCGCGAAACA